Molecule: messenger RNA, 7100 nt
Organism: Sorex araneus (European shrew)
Lineage: Eukaryota; Metazoa; Chordata; Mammalia; Eulipotyphla; Soricidae
Gene: SPHKAP
Product: SPHK1 interactor, AKAP domain containing
Exons: 12
Coding region: 339-5381 (1680 amino acids)
Cellular component (GO): cytoplasm
Molecular function (GO): protein kinase A binding
Source: RefSeq, a predicted model, not a curated record
GGCGCUUCCACCCUGCUAGGGCGGCUCUGGCUCCUGACACUCAGCAGCGCGGGAGUCUUGGCCCUUGGGCCCAGGACUCCUUUGAGGUUAGAGAAGGCAAAGGCUAGGGAGCUUGGGGAGAGAGGGAGGGGGGGCUUCAGCGCCCGGGGAGGAGCGUGUCCCCCACCCCCAGCCCAGCCGCGCUCGCUUUCAGCCCCCGCGCCCGGCGCGCCCUGCUCGGUCGCUGCGCGGUCGCUGCGCGGUCCCCGCGCGGUCCCCGCGCUCUGCUCCAACCACCGACUUCCAGUCCUGGGCGGGCACUUGCCGCCUUUCUUCUCUGAGCGGGCGCCCCGGCCACCAUGGAUGACAACUCCUUCCUCGCGGUGCCAAGCAACUUGGAGUGUCCGCUGAUGCAGGUUUUGGCAGCACAGCCCGGGAGUGCCAGCAGCAGCUCGGCCAGCGGCCUGGGGAACUCCAUCACAGCCUGUAAGAAGGUUCUUCGCAGUAGUAGCCUGCUGGAGUCCACAGAUUACUGGCUGCAAAAUCAGAGGACCCCCUGCCAGAUUGGCUUUGUAGAAGACAAGUCUGAGAACUGCGCUUCUGUCUGCUUUGUGAACUUGGAUGUGGAUAAGGAUGCAUGCAGCACAGAACACCUACAGCAGAAAUUGGUCAAUGUUUCACCAGAACUUCCAAAACUUAUUAACUCCAUGAAUGUUCAACAGCCAAAAGAAAAUGAAAUUGUCCUCUUAAGUGGGUUAACCUCUGGAAAUCUCCAGGCUGAUUUUGAAGUUUCACAGUGUCCUUGGCUGCCGGAUAUCUGCUUGGUCCAGUGUGCAAGAGGGAACAGAGCAAACAGUACCAAUUGUAUCAUCUUUGAAAUCAACAAAUUUUUGAUCGGUUUGGAGCUGGUACAGGAGCGACAGCUCCACCUAGAAACAAAAGUCUUGAAAGUGGAGGACGACACAAACUGUUCCCUGUCUUCAAUCGAGGAAGACUUUCUCACUGCCUCUGAGUACUUGGAGGGGGAAAGCGAGGUGGAAGAAUACAGGACUGGUUAUGAGAACAUAAACAUCUCUGCCAAUGCUUUGGAAAGUAAAAAGCGGAAGGAACCUCCUCAGGAGGAAUGGGAUUACAGCAAGGAAAAGUUGCCUUAUACUUUGGAAGAAAAAUACAUGAGAAAAUAUCACAAACCCAUGAUUGUAAAAGAAGGAUCUUUGGACAGAAGAGCAGAAGAGAGAAGCCUGCGGAGGCUAGAUCUCUCCGCAAGGUCAACAGAGUGGAAAGAGGAAAGUGCAGAGAAGGAGAGACUUCUCACAAAGUCUUAUUUUUCUGAAAAUUUAACAAGUCCAGCAAAAACAUCACAGGCUCAAUCUACCCCAGGGGAUGCUUAUUUCCCCGGAAUGGUUAAGGAAGAUGAACCUUCUGCAUGGGGGCCGGUGUCUGCGUGUGGAAACAGCUCAGGCUCCGGAGCCCGUGAAGAGGGAAACGACAUUCUUCCUCCUGAACAGGAUGGAGGAGCCACAACAGGCGAGUAUGCUACAAAUUUAGCAGAAUCUGUACUGCAAGAUGCGUUUAUUAGAUUAUCGCAGUCUCCACCUACAGAACUCCAGGAAUCUGCAGUGAGUAUAGGAAAUGCCCUGCUACCCAGUAGCUGUUCUACAAAGGACAUCAUGGUCCCUCGCUCAUGGAAUGAACUGCCCAAAAUUGUCAUUGUUCAGAGUCCAGAUGGCAGUGACACUGCCCCGGAGGCGGGAAGCUCCUCUUGGUCUGAGAUGGAAGUCUCUGCGGAGACCACAGGUGUCCUUCCUGGAGACAACCCCAGCCGACCCCCUCAGAGUGCUCUCGAAGUAGCAUUAGCUUGUGCCGCCACAGUGAUUGGAACCAUCUCCAGCCCCCAGGCCACCGAAAGACUGAAAAUGGAACAAGAAUCCCUGGUCAUAGACGAUCCCCAGAAUGAUCAUGAACUGCUCCUGACUCAGCCUUCACAAGUGUUUCAGGAACCUUCCAUCAGCGAAUACUCAUUCCCAUCUGCUUUGUGUGGGAUGACCCAGGUGGCGAGUGCUGUUGCCGUCUGUGGCCUGGGGGAGACAGGAGAGGGCCAGUGUCCCAUGGCCUCUGCUGACCACUUUGCUGCCGCGCCUCCUACCGUGAUGCCCUCACUUUGUAGUCUGGCCACAGAACAGAGCACAGAGCUGGGGGAUGCAGAGGCCAUUGCAGAAGCCUUGUUCACGGAGGCCGCUCAGGUUUUAAUGAAGCCACAGGCCUAUUGCAACAUCGGGGACCUGAUGGAAUCAGUGACCAAGAGAAUUACUGAGACCCCUUCAAAGCCUCAGAUCCCGCACUCAGAGAGUGACUUUGGCAGGGAACUGGCACAGAGCCUGUCCAAUGUGAUCCUGAAGCAUUCCAUUGAGGAAGUUCACCAGAGAAGUAAGGUGACUGAGGCCAAGGAUUCAUCUGAGGCUCUAGACAUCCUUCUGGACGUGACAAACCAACUCCUCUUCAAUGUCGUAUGCUUCACAUUCAAGAAGAUGAGCAACAUCAUGCAGAGUGGCACCUGCCCCACUGUUCUUUGCAAGGAGAUCAUCGGUUGGAAGGAAACAGAACCAAGUUGCCAGCCCGUUUCUCAAGGUGCUAGUCGGGGAGGGGCAAACGCCAUGGAAUACUCUAGUGUCCAUGCACUUAGCGAUCCGCAAAGCCCUGACCACGCUAUUGAUAACCCUGUGGAGGACAUGCAUCCCAGACAAGACAGUAGGGGUCAAGUGAAGUCAGGCAACUUUAAGAAUCCCAAAUUGCAACCAGAUUUGCCAGGUACUAACAGAGUGUUGGAUUCUUUGACUGCUAAGACGUCCCACCAGGAACAGUAUCUCAAAGGCAUGGGGAGGAGGGACUCAAGAACCCAUCCUCUGACCCCCAACCCCCACGGGAACGAAUUGGGGACCCCAACAGAGGGAGAAGUGUCACCCGCACCAAUCGUCAAAGGCGGCAUCGGUCCAGCGGCUCAAGAAAAGCGCAACUGUGGUUCCCCGAUACACCACGACAUUCAAGUCAACUUGUCUCUGUUAGGGAGUGACUUGCGCCUUCCUGGCCCUGCCACCCUUGCGACCAAGCACACGGACCUCUACUGCAUCGCCGACUUUGCAGAAGAGUUAGCGGAGACCAUCGUCUCCAUGGCAACCGAGAUCGCAGCCAUCUGCCUGGACAACUCCAACGGCAAGCAACCCUGGUUUUGCGCCUGGAGAAGACGGAACGAGGGUCUGGGCAGCUCCGGGGUCUCCUGCCGGUCGCUGAAGAGGAAGAAGGAAAGCCAGGCAGGCGGCGGAGGAGGCACGGUGAGGAAGCACAAGCCCCCGCGGCUGAGCGAGAUCAAGAGGAAGACAGAUGAGCACCCGGAGCUCAAAGAGAAGCUGAUGAACAGGGUGGUGGACGAGUCCGUGAACCUCGAGGACGUGCCCGACUCCGUGAAUAUCUUCGCCAGCGAAGUGGCAGCCAAGAUCAUGACUCUCCCGGAGUUCUCCCCGGUGGAGGGGGUCUGGCCGGGCCAGGGCCACCCCCGCCCGCGCUUGCUCAGCGGGGACCGCUGGAGCCGGCUCAAGGCGUCCAGCUGCGAGAGCAUCCCCGAGGAGGACUCGCGAGCGCGGACGCCCCUGGGCAGCCCGGGCUUCAUGAGCACCCUCAGCCAGCCCGUGAGCAGGGCCAGCUCCGUGUCCAAGCAGUCGAGCUGUGAGAGCAUCAGCGAGGAGUUCUCGCGCUUCAUGGUCAACCAGAUGGAGAGCGAGGGCCGGGGCUUCGAGCUGCUGCUGGACUAUUACGCGGGCAAGAACGCCAGCAGCAUCGUGCAGGCGGCCGUGCAGCAGGCCUGUCGCCGCGCCGAGCACCUGAGCGUUCGGCCGGGCUGCGCGUCCAAGCAGUCGAGCACCGAGAGCAUCACCGAGGAGUUCUACCGCUACAUGCUGCGGGACCUGGACCGCGACGCCAAGGACGCCAACGCCGCCUCCCGCAGGACCAGCCGCGACUGGACGGCCAGCCUGCUGGCCCCCGCUUUGCGAUCGCCGCUGGGUCACAGGCAGUCGUCCGUGCCCGACAGCCGGACCCCGGACCCCAGGCUGACGGCCAACGCACCCAUCAAGGCCAACUCGCUGGACGGCUUUGCCCCCAGCGGCCCGCAGGAUUUCCUCUGCGUGCAGCCCGUCAGUGGCUCUUCCUCGGACUCGUGCCUGUACCGGAGAGGGGGCGCGGAUCAGAUCACCACUAUGCUCAUCCACGAGACGUGGGCCAACUCCAUCGAGGCCCUCAUGCGCAAGAACAAGAUCAUCGUGGACGAGACGGACGCCGCCGCGGACGCUGAGCCAGGCUCCCCCGGGCAGGGGGCGGCGGGGGCUCCCAGAUUGCCUUCGGCCUUAGUGCGGAGAGGGCCAACGCUUCUGGUGCAGGAGACCCGGGAGCUCCCAAGGAAAGACUCUCUUACUGGAAGCCUGCGUCCUCCCCUGUCCCCUGCCGGCAAUGCCCUGGCCCCUGCCGACACCAAGGAUUCCAGGAAGGAACCUGCGUCCUGCCACCAGGCGAUCCCCCGGGGUCAACCCCGGCGAUCACUUUGUUCCAUGGAAGUGCCCCUGAUCCAGAUUGAACCCCAUCAGAGGGAAGAGUGUGUUGGAAAGCCCGAACCCCUCCUCCCCGCCGCCGAGGGCAGCCCUCCGGAAAAAGCUGAACAUUUCAAAGAACAGCUCGGCGCUGCCUGGCCAGCCCCCAGUGACAGCCUGGAUACCAGAGAGGUCCCCGAGGCGGAUGUCGCAACCGAAGGCAGAGGCCCAGAUGAGUCCCCCAGCACCCUGGGUAGCAGUGGUGAGAGCACUGACAGCUGGUCCCAGCUUGCCAAUGAAGAGGACAACCCGGACGACACAAGUAGCUUUCUGCAGCUCAGUGAGCGAUCCAUGAGCAAUGGCAACAGUAGUGCCACUAGCAGUCUUGGCAUUAUGGACCUGGACAUUUAUCAGGAAAACAUGCCAUCUUCUCCCAUGAUUAAUGAAUUAGUAGAAGACAAGGAGAUUCUUAAAGGACAGUCACAGCACAUAGAGGAACAUGCCCCUGGACUCCCAGUGGGAGCAGCCAGCCGCCAGGGCAGCCUGCUGGUCAUCAACUUUGACCUGGAGCCAGAGUGUCCUGACGCUGAGCUUCGAGCCACUCUGCAAUGGAUAGCUGCCUCCGAACUUGGGAUUCCUACCAUCUACUUUAAGAAAUCUCAGGAAAACAGAAUCGAAAAGUUUCUAGAUGUCGUGCGGCUGGUUCAUCAGAAGUCCUGGAAAGUGGGGGAUAUCUUUCAUGCGGUUGUCCAGUACUGCAAAAUGCAUGAGGAGCAGGAGGAAAGGAUCCCAAGUCUCUUUGACUGGCUCUUAGAACUGGGAUAAAACAACGAUGCCCUGGAGGGUAUUCUUUUCUUUAAUCCAGCUUAGAUUACAGUGGUUUGCUCGAAACUUUCUCAAAACAUCUCAUCACAUUAGCAGAGCUAUUAAAAAACAGACAAACAAACAAACCUGCUGCUCAAGUCUCUCACACAUGGAAAAAUCUGAAGCCGAUAAAAUGAUAGGUAUUUACAGAACCAUAGAAAUGGUAGAAGAGUUCAGAAGAGUUUGUAUUAGAUUGGCUGGCUGACAAAAUAGAAACUUGAAUGGGGUUCAAAUUCAGAGCAUAUAACUAGGCCUACGUUCCAGGAAGCUCCAUUUACAUAUUCUUACAUCUUUUUAAUAAUAUAAAAUAAUGUAAUGUCUUGAGUUUUGUGAAUCAGUUGAAAACAAAGUGACUGGUCAAAAUAAUUUUAUAAACUAUACUGAAGUCUUUGUUAAACCCCUCUGAACAGUUGAGUUCAGGAAAAUACAGAUUAAGAAGUUUCCAGAAAUCUGAGAUUCACAUUUGUAGAAAAGUAUCAGCAGAUCUUAGCAGAAAUGAUAUGAUAUGGGUCUUCUACUGCGAUGAUUCCUUUAUUUACUGCAACCCACUGAUCCCCCACAAUAUCAGGGUUCGAGCUAACCACAAAUUAUUUGCUUCCUUUGAGCAAGAGAAACAUCAAUCAAAGAUUGCCCAAUUUACAUCUCUUUAUUACUUGAGUGACAUGAUUAUAGAAUCUUAUUCUACAGAAAAGUUCUCUUAUAUUAAAUAAAAGCCUUCUGAGAAAAAUUCUGCUUGCAUAUUAAAUUAUAUAAGACAAACUUUUAUUUUAUUUUUAUUGUAAAUGAUGGAGAGAUAGUUAUCCUAAGUAAUAUAUUAAGGUAGUUGAAAGGGUCAUAAAUAGAAAGAAUUAUUGUUUUAUCUCAUUUGUAACAGAGAAGCUGGUGGCUUGCUUCUUCAUUAAUGAAUUGGACACAAGUGGCAUGAUUGCUGCCUGUCCUUUUUAAUGCCAAGAGUGAUAUUUGACGAGUCCAGGGAGGAUCAGAAACACUUCCUGGUUCAGAGACAAUGCUGGUUAAUUUGUGGAAAAAGAACACCUUAUCAUAUGUUAAGUAUUUUAAUAAUAGAGAUUUACUGUUUUGAAAAAAUUGUAAGUGUCUGAUGUCUACCGAAUAACUAUUUUCCCUUGAGCUAAAUAAGCUAAGCUGUCUUUUAUUUUCUUGGUCAAAGAAGGUAUUUGUUAAAGAUUUCCUGAAAUAUUAUGUUUUUACACUAUUUUUAAAGAUUGUGAUGUAAUUUUAAAUGUGAACAACGCCCGCCUGUGUCAUCAUUGUAAAUCUUCUGUGUGAUCCAUACCUUGAAAUACCAAGAAAUCUUCAUUAAAGACAAGCUUCCUUCUCACUCCUCCCCCGUAUUUUCCCAAUGCUCUUAAAACUAAAGGACACUUAGGUUGUAAGUUUAAUUUAACACAUUAAGAAGUAUUAAACCUUAAAAUUUACCCACGAGCUCAAAUUGAAACUUCUUUAUGACAUUGAAAAACUAUCUACUUAUUUUAAAAACGAUCCCAGAAAUAUUGUGUGUUGACUAUUUGUGCUUCAAUGAAUGUUUACUUAUUCUGUAAAAAAAAGCACAAGUACUGGAUUGUAAUCAUGUGAUGAAGUUCUAUGUGUUGUACCUUAUGUUGCAAAGUUAUAAAUAAAUUUUUGUUGCCAAACUACUGACAACUGUCUUCCAAAAAAAAA